This is a messenger RNA of Dovyalis caffra, 684 nucleotides long. Lineage: Eukaryota; Viridiplantae; Streptophyta; Magnoliopsida; Malpighiales; Salicaceae. The record is from the annotation of a GenBank genome assembly.
AUGGCACUCCAGAGGCUUGGUUUCACUAGUUCUGACAUUCUAGCUGGCAUAAAGGAAUCAAACGUGAUUAGUAUGGGAGCAACUGGGGGUAUUUACAAAGUUGAGAUGCCACAGUUAGACACGGUUGUUGCAGUUAAGAAGCUACAGAGAUCAGGGACAGACAUCGAAACAGGAAGCAGCAACAAUUUUGUUGGAGAGGUGAAUCUCUUGGGGAAUCUUAGGCAUCAACAUAUUGUUAAGUUAAGCUUUCUUCAUAAUGAUUCCGACAUGAUGGCAAGGGUUGCUGAUUUUGGGUUGGCAAGGAUGAUGUUGAGGAAGAACAAGACAGUUUCCAUGGUGGCAGGAUCAUAUGAAUACAUCCCCCUGGGCAAAGAAUUUGCUAACAGAUUACCAGAGAGAAUCUUUAAACCAUCCCAUGCUAGUUCCUCGUAUGUAGUUCAGUCAUGGCAGCCUCCUGCAGAGAAUAGAUAUAAAAUUAACAGUGAUGCUGCUAUCUUUAGCCGUGAAGAAUGGUUCUGGAGUUUAAAAUCAGAGAUCAUCAAGGACUCAACAUUCUUGCUGCUUCAAAAGAGGCUUCUAUGUCAGUUGGCUAGGGACAUGGGUCUAAGGGCAGUGGAUUUAGAGGAUGACAGUUUGAGAGUUAAACACAAUAUCAAACCACGAGCUGUGAGCUUUCUUGCUUGA